This is a messenger RNA of Suillus paluster, 1616 nucleotides long. RefSeq lists its product as uncharacterized. Gene Ontology annotation, cellular component: membrane. The record is from RefSeq and is a predicted model, not a curated record. Lineage: Eukaryota; Fungi; Basidiomycota; Agaricomycetes; Boletales; Suillaceae. The transcript is spliced from 12 exons. Bases 95 to 1270 code for a protein of 391 amino acids.
CUGCUCAUCCUCUUUCUUUUCCCCGGAUAUAGCUCACAUCCGAAGAGCGUACUUGAGCAUUAUCUUUCAAUCAGUUGGUAUCACCCUCCUUCUGAUGUGGAUAUGCCUAUCAGUGUACUGGGCUGCGCUAGCAUAUUCGAAUGGACUGACAAGCAAUCUUACCGCUUGGUUCAUUGAUCGCGACAACAACAGUAUCGGACAUGCACUAUGGGCAGCUAUCGACAACAAUACUACGCCAGGACAGAAACUGGGCUGGAGCCAAGUCGACCCCACCGUAUUAGGGAGCGACGAUGACGUGAUGCAGGCAGUCAUCAAUGAGCAAGUUUGGUUGGCUCUUGUCGUCGAGACAAACGCUACUGAUAAGCUGUCUGGCGCGAGGCAAACUGGAGAUAGCACGUUCAACCCCACUUCCUUGAUCACUGUCUACUAUGCUGAGGCUCGUCAAGAAAUCUCUGCUGGCACUUACGUGAUUCCGAUUUCCAACAACCUCCUUGGGGAGAUUACGUCGUCUCUCGCUACUGCUUCUGCGCAGCAAUACUUAGCGCAAAUCUAUGCGCAGGGUCAGGUCAAUGAAACCGCCUUGCAACUAAUUGCACAAGCUCCACAGACGAUUUCUCCUGGAAUUAGCUGGACCAGUGUCAACCUUCGGCCAUUUAACGCGCCUGUUGCGUCUGCCGUCGUGGUUAUUGGGCAGAUUUAUCUAUGUAUAUUCACGUUCAUUGUGGCUUCAGCAAAUGCGGCUGCUCUCGCGCUCGUACAGGAACACCUCCGAUUUUCUUCCUACCUCCGACUUCGCUUUGCCGUACCAUUACUGAUCUACAUACCUAUGAGCUUGACAUACACCCUCGUCAGCUUGGCAUUCGGACUUCCCAUGAACACGAGAUUUUCAGCUGCGGGUGGCUUCCUCCUCAUGUGGAUGUAUGUUUACCUAGGCACGAGUACGCUUGGACUGGCCAUGGAGUCCAUGCUCACCGUGCUUGGAGAAAAUUUCACUCCUGUCUUCCUGUUCUCCUUCAUCAUUGCUAAUCUCUCGUCUUCAAUCAUUGCACAUGAACUGCAGCCUGCCUUCUUUGGUUUCGGCAUUGUCUUUCCCUUUUGGAAUCUGUCCCAGGCGAUUCGGACGAUAGUAUUCGAUACCCACUCGUACCUCCCGCGCAAUGCAGGUGUUCUCGUCGCGUGGACCGUUCUCUCUGCACUGACGAUGACAUUGUUUACAUGGUAUCGCCGCCACGAAGCUACGGUCAGAUUGAAAAUGCAUGGAAGGAGGUGAGGCGAAGGUGUCCGAGAAGAAACAUGAUAUCAAAGGGCGAAAGGCCGGUGCGACCGCCUGUUUCUCUCUGUUUCCCCACAGCUGUGUACAAUACUUGUGUAUGUCCCGCAAAACGUGAACACAGAUUAAUGAGGAAUUGGCAUAUGUAGGUCCAAAUUGUGGGAAGACUUAGAUAGACAGUCAUCCUCUUUUGACUCCCCAUCGUUGCUUUGAGGCAUAUUUCCUCCACUUUAGCAUGUCCUCCCGAGACAAGAGGAGGUCGACUGUGUAGAAGCCUUGAGCGAGUUCGUCAUUACUAGCGACAUAAUGCAUAGCACUAUGACAUGGUCUACAAAGUGUGAAAAGA